This is a messenger RNA of Olea europaea var. sylvestris, 1119 nucleotides long. Its product is annotated as ran-binding protein 1 homolog a-like. The record is from RefSeq and is a predicted model, not a curated record. NCBI's taxonomy places the organism in Eukaryota, Viridiplantae, Streptophyta, Magnoliopsida, Lamiales, Oleaceae. The transcript has 4 exons. Gene Ontology annotation, molecular function: GTPase activator activity. Gene Ontology annotation, cellular component: nuclear pore; cytoplasm. The coding region runs from base 96 to 761 and encodes 221 amino acids. Gene Ontology annotation, biological process: nucleocytoplasmic transport.
UUUUAAUUUUCCACGUCUUAUAGAGCACUCGCAUAUAAACUAUAAAUUCACACGACCAUCAAUUAUCGCUGUUUACUCUCUACUGACAAUAAGAAAUGGCAAGCAACGAUUCGAAGCACAGAGAGGAGGAAGAGACAGCGGCAGGAGCGGAGGAUGAGGACACAGGAGCACAAGUCGCCCCCAUUGUCAAGCUCGAAGAGAUUUACGUCACUACUGGCGAAGAAGAAGAACAGCCCAUCCUCGAUCUAAAGGCGAAGCUCUAUCGUUUUGACAAAGACGGAAACCAGUGGAAAGAGAGAGGCGCUGGUACUGUCAAGUUCCUCAAGCAUAAGGAAACUGGGAAAGUUCGCCUUGUUAUGCGCCAAUCUAAAACCCUCAAGAUCUGCGCAAAUCAUCUCGUUCUGUCGACAAUGACUGUCCAGGAGCAUGCAGGGAAUGACAAGUCCUGUGUGUGGCACGCAUCGGAUUUUGCAGAUGGUGAACUCAAGGAUGAAAUGUUUUGUAUUAGAUUUCCAUCUGUAGAGAACUGCAAAACCUUCAUGGAAAUGUUUCAAGAGGUUGCUGAAUCCCAAAAGAAAGAGGAAAAUAAAGAUGCUUCUGCAACGGCUGGGCUGCUAGAGAAGUUAAGCGUUGAAGAUAAUAAAACCGAAGUGGAAGAUAAAGAAAAAGCCAAAGCGAAAACCGAGGAGGCCCCCGCGGCUGGCAAGGAGAAGGUAUCUGAAAGUGCCGAGAAGGAUGAAGGGCCUCUUCCAUCUACAUGAAGAAUGAGCCUGUACAGUUUGACGAAUAGAAGUGUCGCAGCAACUUGGUUGCCACCCACUUCUUGCUAUUCUGAUUUUGGGGUGGUAAAUGGUAAUGCCUCGUAUAUGUGUAUGCUUGGUCAAACUUCAAGUCCAAUUUCCGGUCACAAGUUUAAUUUUUGGUUGAAAACAGUAUUAUGGGUUGAUAUAACAAGUUGCUUGUGGAGUUAUGCUUAUGGUAGCAUCUUGGACCAAGAUAUUUUGGAGGGCUUGUUGGAAUGUUAUUAUGUGUUUUUUCCAUCUGGUGUAACUGAAGAAGUGAAUCUGAUGCUAUUUCAUGUAUUCAACUGCGUUUGGGAUGGGUGUGAUUUGGAAAUAA